Molecule: messenger RNA, 1440 nt
Organism: Exophiala xenobiotica
Lineage: Eukaryota; Fungi; Ascomycota; Eurotiomycetes; Chaetothyriales; Herpotrichiellaceae
Exons: 2
Coding region: 1-1440 (479 amino acids)
Source: RefSeq, a predicted model, not a curated record
AUGUCUACAUCAAACCCAUCAGGAAGACAGUACCAAUUAGGUACUAUGGACAAAGAAGCAUUGCGGGCAAAGUCCCAUGUGACCGUGACUGCUCACAACUUGGUGAAAAUGGAGCAAGAGGAAAAAAUUCGAAGGCUCCGAGAGGCUGAGCGCAAACUGAAAGGAGCCUUGGAGAGUAAGGGAAAGUCGAUAAAACUUUUGCUGGAACUUCUUGAUAGUUACCAAUUACGAGCCGAAGACGAUUUGAAGGAACUGCGGCAGCUUCGGCGGAAGGAGGGCGGUUUCAAACGGCUCUGGCUGGAAGAGAUGAGUAAGUCGCAAGACGAUACCUCUCGAUCGAACGGUGUCAAUCGUAAGGCACUUGGCCUUCGUGGCCAAUUGGCUGGCUUCAGACGUGAGCUGGAAGUAGCUCGAGCUGAGCUAUUAUCUGCUAACAGAACUACGACAAAGAUACGAACCGAAUUGUCGGCCACAAAAUGCCAUCUGUCAACUAUUGAUGAUGAAAUGAUGGAUCUGAAGUUGGCCAAUGUGAGAGAGGCAGGUCCACUGAAAGAUCUCGUGUGUGAGAAUGCCCGUCUUGCAGAUGAACUGCAAGUUGCGACAACACAACGCGACACACUUCGACAGAGUUCAACCCGGAGAAUGGAUGAGACUCACAUUCUCGAACGGAGAAACGACCUGCAUAUUAACCUUCUUGGCCGUUUUACGGAAGCCCUCGUUUCAUCGUACGAGGAGAAGCAGAAGUUGCAAUCGAGGGGAGCUCUUUUACUUCAGGAUAUUAAUAGACUCAACCAGGACAAAUUCACGGGCAUAGCCCACCUCAACCAGCUACAGAGCCAGAACGACGAUCUCCGGUCUGAAAAGACCAAACUGCGAAGUGAGCUUGCCGAAUCACGUCAAGCAUUGAAGACGGAAAGUGAGAAACACAAGGAAGCAAAAGACACGGUACUCGAGACCUCGAAGCAGCAUGAAAACUUAUCAAGAGAUUUUGAUAUCCUCGUUGGCAACGUUGAGGCCACACUGGAUGAUUUCGCUCGGCACGGACUUCGACUCAGCAACACGAUGGUACUGCAUCCUCAAGCCCGCGAUAAAUGGCCUCUUCCAUGGCUCGACUGGAACAACAGUGCCGUUUCGGCGAACAGAGCGCCAAUUCUGGAACAGGGCGAGCUCCGAGCGAUACACUUUCGCAUUUUGGUCCAACUUCACAAGCCGCUGGUAACACUGAGUCUGUUACUAUCCGUGUGGCGAGCACUAGAGACGGAGACCUUUGAACUGCCUGCUGAUAUGCUACUUUUAUCACUUUGUACAUUGGAGGAGGUGAUGUCAAGGGCACCUCCUGCUAGCGUUACUACCUUGGUCAGCAAUCUCCUUACUCGAAAGUUCCUGACUCUGUGUCAGACGCCGAAACCAAAUGAUUUACCUGGCGAAAAGACUGGCUAA